This is a messenger RNA of Ilex paraguariensis (yerba mate), 1698 nucleotides long. The record is from the annotation of a GenBank genome assembly. Lineage: Eukaryota; Viridiplantae; Streptophyta; Magnoliopsida; Aquifoliales; Aquifoliaceae.
AUGGGUGGCAAGAGAUCUGCUGUGAAUUUCUUUCUGGGGUUUUUAAUAAUCUGUACAACUCGGAUUUCUCAAGCAGACACCAACCCUGCUGACGUUGCUGCAAUUAAUAAUUUAUAUGUUGCACUCGGAUCCCAUCCUCUCCCUGGAUGGGUUGCUGUUGGUGGAGACCCAUGUGCUGAAGCUUGGCAAGGUGUCCAGUGUGAUGGUACAGACAUAAAUUCAAUAACUCUUAAUGGUGCGAAUUUGGGAGGAGAAUUGGGGGAGAACUUAAUAUCAUUUUCUUCUAUCAGAUCAAUAGAUUUGAGCAACAACCAUAUUGGGGGCAAUAUUCCAUCCAACCUUCCCGUCACUUUGCAGAAUUUUUUUCUUUCAGAUAACAAUUUCAGUGGGAGUAUUCCAAGUUCUUUGUCUUCUCUGAAUCAACUCUCAGCUAUGUCCCUGAACAACAACUACUUAACUGGAGAGAUACCCGAUUCCUUUCAAGGCCUUACGAUUUUGGUCAAUCUGGAUUUGUCCAAUAACAAUUUGAGUGGGCCACUGCCACCGUCGCUGCAAAAUUUGUCAUCUCUGACCACCUUCCAUGUGCAGGACAAUCAGCUUUCUGGGACGCUUGAUGUGUUACAAGAUCUUCCCAUCAGAGAUUUGAACAUAGAGAACAACCAGUUCUCUGGACCUAUUCCUCAGCAGCUGUUGAACAUUCCCAAUUUCAAAAAAGAUGGGAAUCCAUUCAAUACUAGUAAUGCUCCAUCCGCUCCACCCACAUCUCCGGCAAUGCUACCACCACCACGCCGAGCACCACCUUUUUUUGGGGCACCUUCUGAACAAACACCAACAAAACCAGCUGAUGCACCAUCUUCAACGGAGGAAUCAAAUUCUAGAAGAACAAAAAAGUCUUCAGCUACCAAAAGGAUAGUGUGGAUAUCAAUUGCUGCGGUGUUGUCAUUUGUAAUUUUGGUAUUAGGGCUCUUGCUUUUCAUGCCAAGGUGUUGCAGAGAAAGGCAAGGCACUGACCGAUUUUCCAAGCGGCAUGAAAUAGCUCCAUAUAUAGGCGGCAGGGAGAAUCCGUUAGAUAAUGAAUCCGUGGUCCAACCCAGCAAUCAAAUAGUGAAAGUCCCAGAAGUGGCAAAGAAACCAAAGGAAGAGCAUCAAAUGCGGCCUAGAGAAAUGGCUUCAAUUCCAAAGCCGUGGAACGAGCAAGAUCUUGAUGUACAAAGGAUGAAGGCUAUACCAAAGCACAAGGAUCGGGAGAAAGAUAUCACUCCAACUGCGAGCCCUUCCACCAAACCUCACGUUCCUCUAACCUCUGUGAAGUCUUACACAAUUGCAUCUCUUCAGCAAUAUACCAAUAGCUUUUCUCAAGAAAAUCUAAUUGGAGCAGGAAUGCUGGGAAGUGUUUAUAGGGCACAGCUUCCUAAUGGAAAGUUCCUUGCGGUCAAGAAACUGGAUAAAAGAGCUUCUAGUCAACAGAAGGACAAUGAGUUUCUUCAGCUGGUAGACAAUAUCGAUAAAAUUCGUCAUGCUAAUGUUGUCGAGCUCAUGGGUUAUUGCGCAGAGCAUGGUCAAAGGCUUCUGAUCUAUGAGUAUUGCACCAAUGGGACACUGCAGGAUGCACUGCACUCAGAUGAUGAAUUUAAGAAGAAUCUUUCAUGGAAUACACGCGUCAGGAUGGCACUUGGUGCUGCAAGGGCAUUAGAGUAA